CCUGCAUUGUCUUGUUGUCAAUCUUAUCCUCAAGGUCCCACGUCGCGUCGAUACGCGUGUUUUCUCCUCCGAAUUACAAUUCCAUGGAUCUCUCGAGGCCGUGCAAGCGUCGACGGCUUUCGACACCGUUGACACCGCCAUCACCGGUGCGCGAAGAGCAUCUGAGCAGCACAGAGGACCGCUCCUUUGUGCUCGAGCGCGCAGUCAACGUGUUAAGAGUGGAAGCCGAGGCCCUUGCCCGCGUUGCGGCUCUGUACUCGACCGACAAGGUCGCUCAGCACGGCCUGUCGGCAGCCCAGCAGGCGAUCAUCCAGUCGCAGUCCAGUCAGGGCAAACUGGUUGUCUGUGGUGUGGGAAAGAGCGGAUUCAUCGCACAAAAGCUGGUGGCCACCUGCAAAAGUUUGGGAAUCCGCGCCAGCUUUCUUCACGCUUGUGAAGCCGUCCACGGCGAUAUCGGAGAUGUGCGAGACAACGACGUCCUUCUCUUCGUAUCGUUCAGCGGAAAGACAAUAGAAUUGCUGAAUGUUCUGCCACAUAUAUCCCCGGAAGUUCAAGUCAUGGCGAUGAGUGCCCAGCGACACCCACGAGACUGCCAGCUGCUGGAGGGCAUCGAGAAUGGGAUUCUACUUCCGGCCCCGAUUCACGAAAGUGAGGAAGCGUCUUUCGGCGUGAAAGCACCUACGACCUCCACGACAGUGGCACUCGCCAUUAGCGACAUGCUGGCAUUGACAGUAGCAGAGGCUUUACAUCAAGGCAACACCAGUGAGGUGUUUUUGAAAAAUCAUCCAGGCGGCGCGAUUGGAAUGUCUCGUCCUGAGAUCAAUGUAGUGGUCGCCGAGCUGCCGUCGCCAAGCAUCUCCGACGAGAGCGAAAAUUGAAAAGAGGAAGAGAAAGCAUGGCUUCACAGUCUAUGAACAUGAGCUAUAGUUCCUCCCUACACGUCGAACAGAUCAAGAAAGUGUGCAGCAAGAUUUCCUCGUCGAGAUACAUCAGAAGUGAACGUACUCGGAAGUUCCAUGCAACACUAAAGACCCAGAAUGCUCCUGCGCCAGCAAUUCUCCACGUCUGCACAAAGCGUUUCGAACUUGGGAUCAUCGAGAACGUCCAUCAUGAAUUGGUCGAGAGCGGCUUGUCGAUCUUGCACGCACUGUGCCUCGUACGUGGCCAGGGAGAGUUCUUGACCCCGCGGUUGCCCACUUGCACGGA
Cercospora beticola is the source of this 1206-nucleotide messenger RNA. RefSeq lists its product as uncharacterized. Gene Ontology annotation, biological process: carbohydrate derivative metabolic process. Gene Ontology annotation, molecular function: heme binding; carbohydrate derivative binding. The record is from RefSeq and is a predicted model, not a curated record. NCBI's taxonomy places the organism in Eukaryota, Fungi, Ascomycota, Dothideomycetes, Mycosphaerellales, Mycosphaerellaceae.